Molecule: messenger RNA, 5664 nt
Organism: Xyrauchen texanus (razorback sucker)
Lineage: Eukaryota; Metazoa; Chordata; Actinopteri; Cypriniformes; Catostomidae
Exons: 10
Coding region: 2-2836 (944 amino acids)
Molecular function (GO): protein binding
Source: RefSeq, a predicted model, not a curated record
CAUGCGCAUGCGCACACGACAGCGCACCGGAGCAGCGCUAAUGGCGGAGAGCGUGCGGUCGCCGUUUGACUACCGGGAGCCCCCGACUCUCGACAGCGACGGGGAUGGAAGCAAGCCGCCGCCACCGCGCGGCCGCGUGUGUGGCAGGAAGAGGAAGGGGACGCCAGUGAAGGUGUGUGACCGUGCAGCAUAUGUGACGGAGGAUGAGGAGGAGAGUCUGUCUGAACACAGUUACAGCCCAGGUAGAGACCGCUUGACUGACAUGCAAAUUGACCAAGCACACAGUUUGUGCCAUUUAGUGACGGGGGACGAGCAGUAUCCAGAGGGCGCUGAAGACCGACUUCCUCCGCCUGGCAGUCCGUUCUACCUCACUGACCCCUCACAGCUGUGUGUGCCUGAGCUCGGCGAAGAAGGCACGAGCGGCGUCCGCGGGCCCGUGCUUUUCCACCCGCCACCCAACUGCAGAAUUAGAGAGGUGCAUUGUGGGAGUCAGGUGCGGCUGGUCGUCAUAGCGAUUCGAGACAUUGCCAAAGGAGAGGAGAUCACUGUGGACUACAGCUUGACCGACUGGGGAGAAAAUCCCAUGGGUUUCCAUAGUUCAGUGUCUCCACCUGGAUUUGAAUGUGGAUUCAACCCAGAGAACAACAUUAAGAAGGAGGAGGAUCCCGGCUCACUACCGCUCUCUCUCACAGUUUCUGACUACCUCACUCCAUCAUGGUCCCUCUCGCCAUCCUCCUCGCCGAUGUCUCAUUCUGAGGCCAGCGACUCGGACCGCGAAGAGGAGGAAGACGAUGAUGAUGACGACGACGACGAAGAACUCGAGGAACUGCGCGGCCGUAUGAUGAGACGGCGUAAGAAACUGAAAACGUCAGCGAGCGUCAAGAAAAAGGCCACGCCCCGCCCACUGUCGUUCACUUGCCCCGCCCCUUCCUCUCCCUCCCCCUUCCAGCAGCCUCUGGCCCCACCCAUGACAAACAUAAACAAUAAUAUUAACAUAAACAUUGGGCACGGUGCAAGCGGUACGGUAUCCCACCGGCAGCACUGCCCAUACUGCGGCCGCCAUUUCCGCUCGCUCGCGCGCCAUCUGGAGAAACACCACGACCAGCAGCCUGAGGUGCGAGCCGCCAUGGAACAGUCGCACCACCAUACGCCUCCCCCACCCACAGCGACCACCAACUCGCACACAUUUUCAUCGCCCGCACAACCCUCGUCCUCCCUGGGACCGUCGCUGUUUUCACGGGAGCACGAUUCUGUGUCAUCGCCGUCUAAAUCCAGUGCCGUUUCGUUUUCGCUCUCCCUGUCACCACCUACUACUUCGAAAACCUCUAAAAAGACCACCACCUCCCUCUCACCUACUAAAAAGGGUGCAGCUCCCGCUGCCAGCACCGUGAACAAAAGCUCUCCUGUCACGCCCAACCCUCCCGCCAGGAGGGGGCGCCCUCCAAAGAAAGGAAAGGAAAAGAAACAGGAGGAGCUGCAGCAAGCCAAAGAAGAGGCUCCUCCUACUCCAGGUCAACAGGAGGAUGAGGCAGAUAAAGAGGUGGAUGAGUUAAACACGAAAGAAGGGAGUGUAGAGGAGAAGAACGGUGAGAUGGAGAGCUCUCCUCGGUCACACAUGCCUCCUCUCCUCUCCUCACUUUCUACUCUGGUUCUGUACCUCCGUCAGCAGCAGCACUCCUCUUUUCUCUCACUUUCUCGUUCGCCCGGCUUGGCAGAGUCGUGGCGUUUGCUGUGCCACUCCAGCUUGGCUCUACUCAUCCUGUACAACCGUCAUCGCGAGUGCGAGGUCGCCAAACUCGCCAUUCAAGACUACCACGACCGCUCCACCGCUUCCCCGAACUCCGUCUCUCCGCUGGAGUCGACGCUUUCUCCUUUUGAACGCCACGUCCUCUGCCACCUGCCCCGGGUGGGCGUACUGGGCAAACGUGGACGCGUUCAACCCCUCAUUCUUCCGCCCAAUUUCGAAGCUUGUCUGGACCUUCUCCUCAAGACCUCCAAGGAUGUGGGCGUCGAUCCAGAGAGCCCGUACGUCUUUUCACGACCGUACCACUCUCCCGCCACGCCGCUACGCGGGACGGACCUACUUCGAGGUUUGGCGCGUACUAGCGGUGCUAAAACCCCCACAGCGCUCACCGCGCCCCGUGCUCGCCGCCAAGUGGCCAUCCUCACCCAACUGCUCUUGCUGGAGGAGGGCGUGAGGCCAGCAGGUGCAGCCGUGAAGCGACUGGAAGACUUUCUUCAGAAAGAGUACCAUGUGACACAAAGCUGCACUCGGAUUGGUCAGGACCCGGCGCUGAUGAGUCGCGUGGGACGGGUGGUGUUGUACGGAGAGCGAGAGGGUGUGCUGUUCAGAGGGAUGAGUCUUCAACACAUCUGUCUCGAACUGGACGUGAUGUCGGGGAACUCUGCCGACUCUUUCUCGGAUGAUUCAGAUGGAGAGACGGAGAAGAAUAAAGAGAAGGCUGAAGUAGUGAAGAAGGGAAGAUCCAGCGCUCGAAGGCCGACGCCUAAAAAGAGAAGCCGCCCACACGUGACACCGGCCACGCCCUCUCCUUCAGGUGCACUCAAGAGGCGGAGCUCCCAGGUCAAAUCAGGUAAACGAGGCGUUCUGAAGCGGCCGUGGUCUGAAGCGGAGCGGGUUGCCGUGGAGACUCACCUGAAGCGGAAUAUCGUGGAACUGCGCGUUCCUGCUAAAGCGGACUGUGAGCGGUGUCUGCAGCUCUGCCCCCUGCUGGUCACCAACCAGCGCGACUGGAGGGCCAUUAAAUUCUACUGCCACAACCGCAUUCAGCUGCUGAAGAAGCAGGGACGCAGAGAAGGCGCACCCGUCUGUUAACUACAGUAACACGUUCAUAUUUCACCAAAAAAUACUAAUUCUGUCAUUAUUUGUUCACCCCUGUGUCGUUCCAAACUCGUAUGCUGUUAUGGAAUGACAUGACGGCGAGUGAAUCAUGACAGACGAAGAUGUACACACUUUCCACAUUCCUGUGUGACCACGAGUCUUUGAAACUAUGAGACGGUCAGUCUCCGGACAGACUGAACUGCUGCACGUAUUGUGAAGUACGAUUUCAUUUCUAUAUGAAUGUUUUUCAUUUGAGUCUUGCGACGCAGUCGGAGCGAUUCUAAUAACUGACGGCGCUGAACAAUUGGGACCAGUUAUUGUUUCUCAGUGUUACCUCAUCGACGCUCAUUCGCUUAACUGCAGAUUAAGUGAAUCUUAUGAAGACAUGGCCGGAUUUCACCUGAAAAGAAAAAGUCCAAAAUAAUAAUUAUGUUUAUAUAAUUCAUGUAAAAUAUUUUAGGACCAUUAAGAUUUUAGUUUUCGUGACGAGCACAUUAAGGUCAUUGAGGUUUUAAACUCUCCGUACUCUGAAGCGUUGAAAAGCCGUUUUCAGGUUGAUGUUGAAAGUGUUUUUGUACUAAAGAACAUUUCUGUUGAAAUACGUAAAAUAUUUUCCGGCGGUCUCUAAACGGUUCACGUGCAUUGAGACAUCUUUAAAAUAAUCAUCAUAUAAUAAUCAAAUGGACUGGACAAUAAUAAAUUAUAUAUAACUGGCUAACAGAAUAUGACGUUUCUGCACACGCUGUUUAUUCACAAAAUAAAUGUUCUGUAAAAAUAGUUAAAUAUUGCUGUAUUGUAUAAUCAACUACAUUUAGAGAUGCUCUGAUCGGUCGGGCGACAGUCACGUCCUGUGACUCGAUCGGUAAUUUGGCCGCACCGAUCGCUCGUGUCGCAAAAGACGCGCGGCUCCUUUAAGAAUUGCACCGCUGUGUCAUGGCAUCAGGAGUGUGGGUAAUACUGGCGUAGUGUUGGAAGACACUUGAUGCAGUGGGGGAAGUAUGGCGAAUAUGAAACGUUCAUGUGGCGGUUCAUAAGCGACAAAACAGCGUUAUCAUCGUUAUAUGGCAGCGUCUCAGUCAUGAUGCCCGCCGGGCAUCGGCAUCUCAGUAAUGGCACCCAUGUGUUAUCGGUUUCACUCUAGAUUCGAUCUUAAUAGAGAGAAUAUUUUGUUAGCCUAUACUAGCUUUUUUUUACGUUUUUUUGUCAGUAAAAACUAGCCGAAGUGAUUUUAUGGGUAGAAAAUCUCACAAAUAGCCGUGACAGAGAUCCUGAUGAAAGGAGAAAUGAUCGGGAUCAGCUGUAAAAUCCUGAUCGGAGCAUCAUUAUUUAUUAUAUUACAAAUGAAAUCCCAUUCUUGUGGAAAACAUGCCUUUAAUUGUAGUUCAUUAAACAGCGUCGAUCUACUUUAGUACAAUGACUGAAAUAAAACUGAUGAUUUAAAUCACCGUCAAUUAUGAUCAGAAAAGUUGCUCCAUUCUUAAUAAAACCCCAGAGAAAAUUGCAAACGAUAAAGUAACCUCAUUUAAUACUUUUUUACUAAGCGACAACUGUGUGAGAAUUAAUGUGAUUUUAAUCUUGCAGUUCAUCGAUGUGAAUAACGCAUUAUAGGAAUGUUCCCUAUGAACAAUCGCAACGAUCUUGGUGUGAACGAGCCUUUAAUUAAGAGUUUUUUGUAAUUAGAAGACGUAUAAUACAUUUCCCCAUGAUGUAUAAAUGCUUGCCAAUGUAAAUAAUAUUUCCAUUAAAAUGUCACAAUGCAAACCAUCGAUAUGAUUAAAAGUAAUUGACCCGUUUGUGGUGAAAUAUGACCGGGGCGUGUUUGGUGAGAUUCACUCAUCUGAGCUUUUAACUAAAGUUGUUUUGCCAUAAACAGCUGAUAUAAACACCAAACUUAUAUUGACCUUUCGCUAAGCCCCGCCUUAAAAACCUUUCUGGCCAAUCCGCCCCUGGGCGUUUACGGUAACACAAGUGGGCGGAGCUCAGCAGACGGUCAUUUGCAUAUCUAGUUCAGAGAUCUCCUGUGCCAACAGAUCAAAAGCAGUUUCACCUUUAAACCUGUUUUUACUGUAAAUUCCCCGUUUUAUCUCUUCAGUCCUCUGAGGUGUAUUCAGUGUACAUGAUGUAUCGUAAUGAUGAUAUUAGACAUUAGCUUCUGGGGGACAUUCUGUAAAUAUCAACUUCAUUUUAAAGAUGUUUUCUGAAAUACUGUUGUAAAGAAAGAUGCUAUCUGGACAAAUACAGACAUUAAUGUCACAUCACAAAACAACAUAUUUGAUUGGCACAUUGUCGUGUGCUUUAUUACUAUAAUCGAUGUGUAUUUUAAUAUCAGCUACAGUUGAUGUAUUCCCACAAACUUGAGAGGGGAAAUGGAAGAAUGUGUUAUUUUGUGUUACUUUCAAUGUGGUCUCAUAUUAGAGAAAAAGACAAUUAAUAAACAACAUUAUAAUUGUUUUCCCCCUGUUUUGAGACUGAGAUGCCUGUGGAAUUGAAAUGUAUGUGGUUAUAUUGUGAAUGUAUGGCAGAAGUGUAGCUGUGGACGGUUAUAUACGGUCUUUCUGUUUAUUAAACAUGUUAUUGCUUGAACGAGGUUUGCAACGCUUCUCAGCAGAAUGCAUUUCAGUGAGCACUCGAUAUUUCGAUGAGACUGUUAACAUAUAUAAUCUUAAACACUUUCUGUCACACGGGAGAGCACAGAUAGAUGCUUUUAAUAACUACAGUGGCAGGAAAAAGUAUGUGAACCCUUUGGAAUUACCUGUAUUUGCGUAUGAACUGAAAAAUCUGGCUAGUUACAAUAAUUUUUUCAAUAAAGUUUUAACUAAUUA